Molecule: messenger RNA, 1548 nt
Organism: Anopheles bellator
Lineage: Eukaryota; Metazoa; Arthropoda; Insecta; Diptera; Culicidae
Product: N(4)-(Beta-N-acetylglucosaminyl)-L-asparaginase
Exons: 3
Coding region: 22-1059 (345 amino acids)
Biological process (GO): protein deglycosylation
Cellular component (GO): lysosome
Molecular function (GO): N4-(beta-N-acetylglucosaminyl)-L-asparaginase activity
Source: RefSeq, a predicted model, not a curated record
UUCAGCGCAUCGCACGUCGUCAUGUGGUUCACGGUUGCGUGCAGUUUUUUGGUAGCCCUCGCCCUAGUUCCCAACAGCCACGCAGGACUUCCGUUGGUGGCCACUACAUGGAGAUUCACCAACGCCACAUUACGAGCCUAUCAGUCGCUGACGGUCGGUGAGUUCUAUCCGAUCGAUGCCCUGGUCGAGGGAUGUAGCGUUUGCGAGCGGGAGCAGUGCGACGGAACGGUCGGAUUCGGUGGCAGUCCGGACGAGAACGGCGAGACGACGCUCGAUGCGCUCCUGAUGGACGGCAGCACGAUGGACGUGGGGGCCGUGGCCGCUUUGCGCGAAGUGAAACAUGCGGCCGAGGUAGCCAAACACGUUCUGCGCAACACGGAACACACGCUGCUGGCCGGGAGCCAGGCGACGGACUUUGCCCUCAUGAUGGGCUUCCGUCGCGAAUCCCUGCAGACCGUCUCGUCCCGGACCAUGUGGAGGCAGUGGAGGGCCAACCAUUGUCAGCCUAAUUUUUGGAAGAAUGUCAUGCCUUCACCAUCGAUGUCCUGUGGACCGUAUGAACCGGUGUCCGCGAACGAAGUGAACCAUAAGUCACCACCACCGGCGGAUCGUACAAAGUUUACGUUCGGUCGGUACAACCACGAUACGAUCAGUAUGAUCGUGAUCGAUCAGUCCGGCCAUGUGGUGGCCGGAACGUCCACGAAUGGCGCAAGACACAAAAUCCCCGGUCGCGUUGGUGACUCGCCGAUACCGGGAGCUGGGGCGUAUGCGGAUUCUGAGGUGGGUGCCGCGGUGGCUACCGGUGAUGGGGAUGUUAUGAUGAGGUUCCUGCCGGCGCUGCUGGCCGUCGAGGGAAUGCGCAAUGGGUUGGAUCCGGCCGAGGCUGGCCAGCGGGCUAUCGCGCGCAUUGCCAAGUACUAUCCUGCGUUCAUGGGUGGCAUCGUGGUGGCUACGAAGGAUGGCCAUCACGGGGCGGCCUGCCACGGUAUGGAAGAGUUUCCUUACUCGGUGGCCGAUGCCAGUGAUCAGAUACAGGAACUCACGGUUAAGUGUUUGUGAGCUGGAAAAGAGGUGUAAUCGUAUUUCAAACCAUGUAAUCUACAACGAAAUAUUUAUUAAAGGCACACGCCGGGUGGCGUAAAGAGCUAUCCGGUUCCGGUUCGGCCAAUGUUGGGCGAACAUCUUCUUUAAGACGGGCGCCCACGGCACAUCAAUUGUAAUCCAAUAAAAGUUCACCUCCAAGGCACACUCGACGAGGAGCGGCGAGAAACCCAAGACACGGUGCACAUCGAUCAACAUCCGUGGGUCGUAGUAACCUAGAUACUGUCGGCGCAUAAGUUCCAGAACGGCCGUUAAUGUCUUGUCUAUGUGUAGGGGCGAGCCCCACCAAGUGCACUCCGGGUUGAGGCUUUCCCAACACGGCAAAAUAUGAGUGUGUGGGGCCAGGGAAAUCUGUGUUCCGAAAUGUGUCGAAAACUGAAAUGGCAAAUAAAAAUGGUGCACUCGUUUUUCCCGCCUCGCACCUAGCAGUCGGAGCUGCUAGGUGAU